GGCCGGAGCAGCGGCGGUGCUGGCGUGUCCGGGCUGAGAGGAGCCGCCUGCCCAAGCUCGCUGAGGGGGCACCGGCGGGAGGAGCGAGGCACAAUCCAGGCGUGGGGAAGGCAGGCAGCCAGCCGACAGGAGCCGCCGCCGCACCGGUCUCGCAGCAGCAGCGACUUCUUCUUUCUUAUCACCCAGCCUUUGUUCGCCCAUCCUCCUCCUCCUCCUCUGCCCACCCUCUGCACCGCGGAGGGGGUUCGGCAGAGAGAAAAGCAGCCUGACCCAGAGCUGAGUUUCACCCAUCCUCCGCCCCUCUUUCUCGCUCCGUCUCUUCCCCCUGCUGCAUCGCUGCCCAUGAGCUAGAGCGGCAGCCGGCUCCGGCAGGCGGGGGCAGACGCCGUCCGCAGCCCCCGGCAGCUGCCGCUGCCCCAUCGGCCUCCCUGCUGCUUUCCUCGCCCCGCUUCGCGGGCUCCAGCCGCGCUCCGGGACUGCUGGGGGCCGCCCUGCCGCCGCCCCUCCUCGUCUCCAUGUGCCGAGUAACGGGAGCGCCGCCGCGGAUCCUGCCGCCGCUGGCGCUGAUGCUGCUGGCGGCCCUGCAGCAGGCACCCAUAAAAGCAACCUGUGAAGAUCUGUCAUGCAAGACUGGAUUUCCUGAAGACGUUCAGAGCGCGGUGGUGUCGAGGAGCGUGCACGGAGGACAGCCUCUUCUCAACGUGAGGUUUCGAAGCUGUGAUGGAAACAAAAAAAUACACUUUGGCAGCAGUGAGCCAGAAGCUUUCAGAGUAGGUGAGGAUGGUGUGGUCUACGCGGAGCGAAGCUUCCAACUUUCAGCAGAGCCCACAGAGUUCGUCGUGUCUGCUCAAGACAAGGAAACCCAGGAAGAGUGGCAAAUGAGAGUGAAGCUAACCCCUGAGCCAGCUUCAGAACAGGACCAAAAGAAAAUUGAAGACAUCGUAUUUCCAUGGCAACAACACAAGCACAGCAGCCCUCUGAAGAGGCAGAAGAGAGACUGGGUUAUUCCUCCAAUCAACCUACCAGAAAAUUCCAGAGGACCAUUUCCUCAGGAAUUAGUGAGGAUUAGGUCUGAUCGUGACAAGAGCCUCUCGCUGCGCUACAGCGUGACGGGCCCAGGAGCUGACCAACCUCCAACUGGCAUCUUCAUCAUCAACCCCAUCUCAGGGCAGCUGUCUGUGACAAAGCCUUUAGACCGGGAGCAGAUUGCUUCUUUUCAUCUGAGAGCACAUGCAGUGGACGUGAAUGGAAACCAGGUGGAGAACCCUAUUGACAUUGUUAUUAAUGUCAUUGAUAUGAAUGACAACAGACCUGAAUUCUUACACCAGGUUUGGAAUGGGACAGUCCCAGAAGGAUCAAAGCCAGGAACCUAUGUGAUGACUGUUACUGCCAUCGAUGCUGAUGAUCCCAACGCUCAGAACGGGAUGCUCAGAUACAGGAUUUUGUCCCAGGCCCCGAGCAGUCCCUCUCCAAACAUGUUCACCAUCAACAACGAGACCGGUGACAUUAUCACUGUAGCAGCUGGCCUUGACAGAGAGAAAGUGCAACAAUACACAUUAAUAAUUCAAGCUACGGACAUGGAAGGAAACCCAACAUAUGGUCUUUCAAACACAGCAACUGCUGUCAUCACUGUGACAGAUGUCAAUGACAAUCCUCCAGAGUUCACUGCCAUGACUUUCUAUGGGGAGGUGCCAGAAAACAGGGUGGAUGUGAUCGUGGCGAACCUGACGGUGACGGAUAAGGACCAGCCCCACACGCCUGCCUGGAACGCCAUGUACCGCAUGACCGGAGGGGACCCCACGGGGCGCUUCACCAUCCUCACCGACCCCAACAGCAACGAUGGGCUGGUCACUGUCGUCAAGCCUAUUGACUUCGAGACCAACAGGAUGUUUGUCUUGACUGUAGCUGCGGAAAACCAAGUGCCUUUGGCGAAGGGGAUCCAGCAUCCUCCUCAGUCAACAGCAACCGUGUCCAUCACGGUCAUUGAUGUGAAUGAGAGUCCAUAUUUUGUCCCAAACCCUAAGCUGGUACGCCAAGAAGAAGGGCUGCUUGCUGGCAGCAUGCUGACAACUUUCACUGCUCAGGACCCAGACCGUUACAUGCAGCAAACCUCUCUAAGGUACUCCAAACUUUCAGAUCCUGCCAACUGGUUGAAAAUUGACCCUGUUAAUGGACAAAUAACUACUACAGCUGUUUUGGACAGAGAGUCAAUAUAUGUGCAAAACAAUAUGUACAAUGCAACCUUUCUUGCUUCUGAUAAUGGAAUUCCCCCAAUGAGUGGAACUGGCACACUUCAGAUCUAUCUGCUGGACAUCAAUGAUAAUGCCCCCCAAGUGAACCCAAAAGAAGCCACCACCUGUGAAACUCUGCAGCCUAACGCAAUUAACAUCACUGCCAUCGACCCUGACAUAGAUCCAAACGCAGGCCCCUUUGCCUUUGAGCUGCCUGAUACCCCUGCCAGUAUUAAGAGGAAUUGGACCAUUGUUCGAAUUAGUGGUGAUCACGCCCAGCUUUCUUUAAGGAUCAGGUUCCUGGAGGCUGGCAUCUACGAUGUGCCCAUAGUAAUUACAGACUCUGGAAACCCACAUGCAUCCAGCACUUCUGUGCUGAAAGUGAAGGUUUGCCAGUGUGACAUAAAUGGAGACUGCACCGACGUCGACCGGAUCGUUGGUGCAGGCCUGGGCACUGGAGCCAUCAUUGCAAUCCUGCUUUGUAUCAUCAUCUUGCUCAUUCUGGUGCUGAUGUUCGUGGUGUGGAUGAAGCGCCGGGAUAAAGAGCGUCAGGCAAAGCAGCUCUUGAUUGAUCCAGAGGAUGAUGUGAGGGACAACAUUCUGAAGUACGACGAAGAAGGUGGUGGGGAAGAAGAUCAGGAUUAUGACUUGAGCCAGCUCCAGCAGCCUGACACCGUGGAACCAGAUGCCAUCAAACCUGUUGGAAUCAGACGUCUUGAUGAAAGGCCAAUCCAUGCAGAACCUCAGUAUCCAGUCAGAUCAGCUGCUCCUCAUCCUGGAGACAUUGGGGACUUCAUUAAUGAGGGACUUAAAGCGGCCGACAACGACCCUACAGCCCCACCAUAUGACUCCCUCUUAGUCUUUGACUAUGAAGGAAGUGGCUCCACUGCUGGCUCCUUGAGCUCCCUUAACUCCUCAAGUAGUGGUGGUGAGCAAGACUAUGACUACCUAAAUGACUGGGGCCCACGUUUCAAGAAACUGGCCGACAUGUACGGCGGAGGCGACGACUGAACUUGGAAGCGAACUUUGUUUAUGGACAAGUACAAACAUUUCAACUGAUAUUCCCCAAAAAAAAGCAUACCAGAAGCUAGGCUUUAACUUUGUAGUCUACUAGCACAAGUGCUUGCUGAAGGCUUUGGCUUAGGCUGCAAACCCAAUUUGGGCUCCGUGGAAUAUCAGUGAUCCAAUGCUGUUUGGAAAACGAAACGAAAAUGUUGAGCUCAGUUACACUUGAAUUUUACAGUACAGAAGCACUGGGAUUUUAUGUGCCUUUUUGUACCUUUUUCAGAUGGGAAUUAGUUUUAUGUUUAAGGCUUUAAUGGUACUGAUUUCUGAGAUGAUGCAUUCAAACAGGAGGAAAAAAAAGAGACAAGAUAUGUUGGGGGUGUCGGGGAGGAGCCAGGUGAAACACAAUCUGCUUCAACGUGCUUUUGUUACAUCGCCUUGCUUUUAUCAACAGGAGGAGAUGGAAAGAGAUAGGAAAAAAAGAAAGAAACAACAAAAAAACCACACAAAAAAAAAGAGAAAAAAAAAAAAAGCCUCAUGGAGCAAUUUUAUUACCUGGGAGAGAAGGGCCAUGAGGUGAAACGAUGUACAUUACUUCUAGUUUUAGAUGUUAGGGGAUUUGUUUUUUGUUGGUUUGUUGGUUUGGGUUUACUUUUCUUUUUUCCCCCACUAAAAACUUCAAUGCAGCUGGUUGCAAAUAAAGGGAGUUUUCAUACCACCAGUUUGGAGCAGGACUGAUUGAUUUCUUUGCUUGUUCCUUUAUUCUUCCUGUCCGUUUAUUGCAUUUAUUUUGCCCUAUGUUUUAUUUUUUGGCCAGGACUUUUUGGUCUUCAUCCAUCAACACUUUGGGUUUUUGAUUUCUCCUUUUAAUUUCUACUACAUUUCCCUCCCCCCCCCCCCCCCUCACUUCACUGUAAAAACAAAACAAACCCCACAAAACAAAACAAACCCCACCAAAAAAAAAUAAUGGUAUGUGUACAUAAUUGUUUUAUUGGCAUAGUCUGUGGAGAAGUGCAGCAACUUCAGAACACGUGUAUGUAUUCUUUGGGCUAUGGAUUCAGGUUUUUUGCAUGUUUAUAUCUUUUGUUAUGGAUAAAGUAUUUACCAAACAGGUUGCAAA
This is a messenger RNA of Pogoniulus pusillus (Red-fronted tinkerbird), 4356 nucleotides long. RefSeq names its product cadherin 2 (gene CDH2). NCBI's taxonomy places the organism in Eukaryota, Metazoa, Chordata, Aves, Piciformes, Lybiidae. Gene Ontology annotation, biological process: cell morphogenesis; regulation of axonogenesis; cell-cell junction assembly. The record is from RefSeq and is a predicted model, not a curated record. Gene Ontology annotation, molecular function: cadherin binding; calcium ion binding. Gene Ontology annotation, cellular component: adherens junction; presynaptic active zone membrane; apical part of cell. The coding region runs from base 516 to 3242 and encodes 908 amino acids. The transcript has 16 exons.